AUGCUUUUUCACCCCUACAAAGGCGCUAAAAACACCCUUAGAUGUCACUUCUCGCCAACAUCUCCAGCUGUGGAGCGGGUUAAGGCGAUUGACAUGGCGAGCCUAGUUGCACACUGUGGUGAAACCGAUCCAACCUCAGCUACCCUAGAGAAGCGCUAUAGCGAACUGCAGCUGCAGAAGCGAUAUCUAGAAACUUGCCUGAGUAAGGUGCCUCUCACUAAAUUCGACAAAAAUCGCAUUUCGACGUUGAAAUGGAAGGAGGAUUUGGAAGCACAGUUGGAUCGUACUGAUGCUGAGCUAGGAUCAAUUCGUCUCUCACUGCGAAAGCUCAACGCUUUUAAGUAA
This is a messenger RNA of Dibothriocephalus latus, 345 nucleotides long. The record is from the annotation of a GenBank genome assembly. NCBI's taxonomy places the organism in Eukaryota, Metazoa, Platyhelminthes, Cestoda, Diphyllobothriidea, Diphyllobothriidae.